Messenger RNA from Brugia pahangi, 3138 nucleotides. NCBI's taxonomy places the organism in Eukaryota, Metazoa, Nematoda, Chromadorea, Rhabditida, Onchocercidae. The record is from the annotation of a GenBank genome assembly.
AUGUCAUCUGGUUCUGGGUCUCGCAAACCAGAUGCUGUUCCGUUGCGGAAAAGUAUGAAGAAUGUAGAACAUAAUAAAAUAGUGGAUGCAUAUAAUCCUUAUUACAGUUAUUUCGACGAACGCUAUAAAGUUCGUGUGGGAAAAGGAAGUAGAAAGAAAAGAAGACGACGCCACAUAUCGACACCGAAGAAAGAAUCAGACAAAAUCGACAAACCUGAUGAAGCAAUGGCAAAGAUUAAAGAAAAACCAGCAGAAGAGAAAAAGAUAGAAAUGAAAUCAACAGGAAAAGAUGAUCGAGAUAAGGAAGCGCUUCCGGAAACGGAUUUACAUGGCACGGAUAUUGAGGAUGAAAGGGAUGAAGCUGAAGUUGAAGAAGAAGAUAAGGGAAUCGAUCGAGGUGAAAGUGCGGGAGGUGCAAAGGGUAAAGUAGCAGAAAUAAAAGAUACUGCUAAUGAAUCAGGUAUCAAAGCAACUGUUUCCAGCUCAAAAGAGGUUGAUAUUCUGUCCGGAUCAAAAGGAAUGAGUACAAAAAAGGGUGAUGAGGAUAGUUCAGGGAAAGGGAUUACAGAUUACAUGGAUAAACAAGGAACUUGGGAAGCUGGAAGUGCAGAUGAUCGAGGUUUAGAAACAGGAGAACGGAAAAGUGGCUAUUUCAUACCCGAACAAGGAUUUGAUGUUGAAGGUGGAACUGCUGCUGUAGUUUCAGCAGGAGGAGGAGGACAAAAAAGUGGAUAUUUCAUGCCCGAACAAGGAUUUGGCGCUAGAGGUGGGACUGCUGCUGUAGUUUCAGCAGGAGGAGGAGGACAAAAAAGUGGAUAUUUUAUGCCGGAACAAGGAUUUGGCGCUAGAGGUGGGACUGCUGCUGUAGUUUCAGCAGGGGGAGGAGGACAAAAAAGUGCCUACUUCAUGCCCGAACAAAGUACUGGAACUGGAGGCACAGUGGGAGUUGGAGCCGUUGCAGUGACUGGAGAAAGAAUGAGGGGACAGAAAAGUGCUUACUUCAUGCCGGAACAAGUUACUGGAACUGGAGGUACAGCUGGAGCUGGAGUUGGAGUUGGCACUGCAAGUGCAGCUGCAGCAAUAGGAGGAGGUGCACAGAAAAGUGCCUACUUCAUGCCGGGACAAUUUACUGGGACUGGAGGUACAGCUGGAGUUGGCACUGCAGGUGCAGCUGCAGCAAUAGGGGGAGGUGGACAGAAAAGUGCCUACUUCAUGCCGGGACAAGUUACUGGAACUGGAGGUACAGCUGGAGCUGGAGUUGGAGUUGGCACUGCAGGUACAGCUGCAGCAAUAGGAGGAGCUAGACAGAAAAGUGCCUACUUCAUGCCGGGACAAGUUACUGGAACUGGAGGUACGGCUGGAGCUGGAGCUGGAAUUGGCACUGCAGGUACAGCUGCAGCAAUAGGAGGAGGUGCACAGAAAAGUGCCUACUUCAUACCGGGACAAGUUACUGGAACUGGAGGUACGGCUGGAGCUAGAGUUGGCACUGCAGGUGCAGCUGCAGCAAUAGGAGGAGGUGCACAGAAAAGUGCCUACUUCAUGCCGGGACAAGUUACUGGGCUUGGAGGUACAGCUGGAGCUGGAGUUGGAGUUAGCACUGCAGGUGCAGGUGCAGCAAUAGGAGGAGGUGCACAGAAAAGUGCCUACUUCAUGCCGGGACAAGUUACUGGAACUGGAGGUACAGCUGGAGCUGGAGCUGGAGUUGGCACUGCAGGUGCAGCUGCAGCAAUAGGAGGAGCUGCACAGAAAAGUGCCUACUUCAUGCCGGGACAAGUUACUGGCGCUGGAAGUACAGCUGGAGCUGGAGUUGGAGUUGGCACUGCAGGUGCAGCUGCAGCAAUAGGAGGAGGUGGACAGAAAAGUGCCUACUUCAUGCCGGGACAAGUUACUGGAACUGGAGGUACGGCUGGAGCUAGAGUUGGCACUGCAGGUGCAGCUGCAGCAAUAGGAGGAGCUGGACAGAAAAGUGCCUACUUCAUGCCGGGACAAGUUACUGGGCUUGGAGGUACAGCUGGAGCUGGAGUUGGAGUUGGCACUGCAGGUGCAGCUGCAGCAAUAGGAGGAGGUGGACAGAAAAGUGCCUACUUCUUACCGGGACAAGUUACUGGCGCUGGUGGUACAGCUGGAGCUGGAGUUGCAGUUGGCACUGCAGGUGCAGCUGCAGCAAUAGGAGGAGGUGGACAAAAAAGUGCCUACUUCAUGCCGGGACAAGUUACUGGCGCUGGAGGUACAGCUGGAGCUAGAGUUGGCACUGCAGGUGCAGCUGCAGCAGUAGGAGGAGGUGCACAGAAAAGUGCCUACUUCAUGCCGGGACAAGUUACUGGAACUGGAGGUACAGCUGGAGCUGGAGCUGGAGUUGGCACUGCAGGUGCAGCUGCAGCAAUAGGAGGAGGUGGACAGAAAAGUGCCUACUUCAUGCCGGGACAAGUUACUGGAACUGGAGGUACAGCUGGAGCUGGAGUUGGAGUUGGCACUGCAAGUGCAGCUGCAGCAAUAGGAGGAGGUGCACAGAAAAGUGCCUACUUCAUGCCGGGACAAGUUACUGGAAUUGGAGGUACGGCUGGAGCUGGAGUUGGAGUUGGCACUGCAGGUGCAGCUGCAGGAAUAGGAGGAGCUGGACAGAAAAGUGCCUACUUCAUGCCGGGACAAGUUACUGGAACUGGAGGUACGGCUGGAGCUAGAGUUGGCACUGCAGGUGCAGCUGCAGGAAUAGGAGGAGCUGGACAGAAAAGUGCCUACUUCAUGCCGGGACAAGUUACUGGAACUGGAAGUACGGCUGGAGCUGGAGUUGGAGUUGGCACUGCAGGUGCAGCUGCAGGAAUAGGAGGAGCUGGACAGAAAAGUGCCUACUUCAUGCCGGGACAAGUUACUGGAACUGGAGGUACGGCUGGAGCUGGAGUUGGAGUUGGCACUGCAGGUGCAGCUGCAACAAUAGGAGGAGGUGGACAGAAAAGUGCCUACUUCAUGCCGGGGCAAGUUACUGGCGCUGGAAGUACAACUGGGACUGGAGUUGGCAAUGCAGGUGCAACACUAGGAGGAGGUGGACAAAAAAGUGCCUACUUGAUGCCGGGACAAGGUGCUGGGACUGGGGGUACAGCUGGAGCUGGUAAUAUUUCUGGAUUAAAGACUUCGAAAUGA